UCGAGCUGGGCAUCACGAAUUCUCUUCAAGUUUUCAAAGAAGUCCUGGAAAGUUUUGAUAAGCAAAUACUUUCUGGGCUCUGCUUCUCUAUUGGCUGUUUCUUCACCGCCAGAUUUUGACACAAAUAAUCUGAUUGAAAAAUCAGGGAGGGAACAGGGGCAAAAAAAAAACAGAAAGAGAGAAAAGGAGAAGUAUCUAUUUCAGCAGACUGCGACUAAGUGAAAAAGUGGAAGAGGAGUCCAGAGAGAAGACGACGUCUUGCUUGUCUGGGGAGAUUUCAAGGCGAAGCCAGUAAAGCAAAGUCCCCCAAACAGGCAGUGAAUGAAAAAUGCCACGUUCUUUUUUGGUGAAGAGCAAAAAGGCUCAUACCUAUCAUCAGCACCGCUUUGUGGAAGAUGACCUGCCUAUACUCAUGUGGGAUCCAAUCACCUCUCCCUUCACUGCCAUAGGAGACAAGACACUGGAGGAUAGCAAGAAACAGGACCUAGAAUGCGUGGUUCCAAAACAAGAAAAGGACCCAUCUGAACUGAAGGAAGAAAGUGUCCCUGUCCAGUACCUGAGCAGGAUGCUGCCAGGCCCUUCAGCUCAAGAGAUGGCCAUCCCAGGUCUGCAGAUCAAAGACUGCAGUAACACGACAAGCACCCCUACCUUCUACAAAACCGGCUUUUCUUGGGAUGCUUUCCAUUUGCCAUACAGCUACCGACAGAUGUCUUCCACCAUACAGUCAGCCCUCUUAGAGCACCCAGUUAGCCUGUACGGAAGCCACCUCCUGCCAAGCACCGAGCCCCCUCUGGAUUACAGCAUGCAUUACUCCUCGGACAUGGAGACCUACCACUGUGUGAAGUGCAACAAGGUAUUCUCUACUCCCCAUGGACUGGAGGUCCAUGUCCGAAGGUCUCACAGUGGGACCCGACCUUUUGCUUGUGAAGUAUGCGGCAAAACCUUUGGACACGCUGUAAGCCUGGAGCAGCACACCAAUAUUCACUCCCAGGAAAGAAGUUUUGAGUGCAAGAUGUGUGGGAAGACAUUCAAACGUUCCUCCACCCUCUCCACUCAUCUGCUGAUCCAUUCAGACACACGGCCCUAUCCCUGCCAAUACUGUGGCAAGCGCUUCCACCAGAAGUCGGAUAUGAAGAAACACACUUACAUCCACACCGGGGAGAAGCCCCACAAAUGCCAGGUAUGUGGCAAAGCCUUCAGCCAGAGCUCCAACCUCAUCACUCACAGCCGCAAGCACACAGGCUUCAAGCCCUUCAGCUGUGAGCUCUGUGCCAAGGGCUUCCAGCGCAAAGUGGAUCUACGGAGGCACCGAGAGACCCAACACAGUCUCAAGUGAUGGAUGGCUCCAGGUCUUUUCUGGAGCUCCCACUGCCAGUGCAUGCUCCAGGGAAGAAGACUGUCCACAGCAUCUCCAUCCAGCGUGUGGCUGCCCACCUCAUAAAGCUCAUAUAGCAUCCUAUGUUCCCCUGGGGACUGGCAAAGUCAUGUUACUGGCUUUGGUGUUCCGGCACUCCAAAGCCUUGCACAUCCCAGUAGGUGACAAAGAAAUCUGUGGGAGCUCUCACUUUUCAAUUACAGCAGGUACCAGCCCAGAUCUGACGUCACCUGCUCAAGUGCAAAUCCAGAGAAAUUCCUCCAAGAUCACCAUUACUCUGGAUUUACACCGUGUGCAGAAUCCAGUUCAUCAUACUGACCAGCAGCGAGGUGGGAACUCCUGGGCUAACGGCAGCAACAAUCUGUGCCAAGCUAGUGCCGUAACCAUGUUCUGCUUUGAUGGUUAGGAAGAUAAGGCUAGGGCAUGCAAAUAGAUUGCAUUCGGUGAGCUGUGUUCAACCUGGACAGGGCUUCUGCAGAGACUUGCCCAGGUUAUAAAUUCUGGCAACAGACACCUAAAGUCAUUUUCUUUCAGCGGAGCAUUUACUGUGAUCAAAUGACAAGUUAACUGUGUUGUAUUUUUAGCUUGGAGUGGGAGGAAAAUACUGAAAAAACAGCUCCUAUCCCUAGCUGAUAGCAGGGGUCUCUAAAUGCAUUCCUCAUACGCACCAUGCUGCAGAGAUCCCUGGGUUAGUGGCAACCAAGCAAGCUCCAGGAAGAGCCAAGUCACAGCGCUAGGCAUAAGCUAACAAGCCCCAUGUCUCAGUACCAUGCGAGAGAGACUGGCUGCUCUUGGAAUCCAGGCUGGUAUGUCCCACAAUAGUUCACUGCAUGCUGGACAUACCAACUUAGAGCUGUCCUGGGCAAUCCUGUGUCACUGUAUGGUCAGGAAUGGCCCUUGGAUAUCAAUGUCAAGGGCCAGAGUUCUGCUUUCCAGCCACUCUUAAAGGAGGAAAUGACCUAGCCUGUACACAUUGGCACAGUACGCAAGUGCCUUACAAAUAUUAUACAGAGAAGUGGUAUUUCCUCCUUCUUCCAGGUCUAGGGCUUGAAGCAAAGCACUGGAACAAGUAAAGAGCCAGUUUCCCUCCAAGCUCUAAGUUCUCACUGUAUAACCUUUGGGAAGUCACUGCACUGGGCUUUUUUCUCCACCCCUCCUGGUGAUGUGGAGUCAUUCACUCAGGUUUGUAGAGUCCCUUGAGUUCUUAACAGGAAGGACAAAGUAUUAUUAUAACAUUAAAAAGACAAGCGCUUUCAGUUAAGCAGGGCAUUGUAGCAGCACACAGCCCCCUCUGUAACUACAUCCCUGAACACAUGGCCUUGGACAACGACACUGGUGGGAAGUAGCCUGGAGAACAGGCUGUGGCACUAGCCAUUUCACUCCAAAUGCUUAUGAAGGAAGGCUGCCAUCACGGGCAAAGAAGAAACGGUCCAAGUGGAGAAUUCAUUUACUGCCAGGAGAGAAGAGGUCUGUCCUACCCUCAGUUAUACUGCUGUAAAUCCAAAGCCAUUUUUCUAAGACCUAAAAUGUACUUGCCCCUGUUUUAUGCUGUGCCUAAGCUGUUAGUUAUUAAUAUGCAUUCUGGAAGCUCAAAACAGAGUCUGUAUUCCUGGCUUUACUUGUACACUGUAAAUAUGUAUUUAUACUUAUUCUAAUGUAUAUUUUUAUUGCACUAUACCAGACAGUGACAACAUGUACAGGCCUGCUGGGAUUUAUCUGAUAAAUCUGUUCCCUCUUGGUAA
Molecule: messenger RNA, 3117 nt
Organism: Aquila chrysaetos chrysaetos
Lineage: Eukaryota; Metazoa; Chordata; Aves; Accipitriformes; Accipitridae
Gene: GFI1B
Product: growth factor independent 1B transcriptional repressor
Exons: 7
Coding region: 329-1336 (335 amino acids)
Biological process (GO): regulation of transcription by RNA polymerase II
Molecular function (GO): DNA-binding transcription factor activity; RNA polymerase II cis-regulatory region sequence-specific DNA binding
Source: RefSeq, a predicted model, not a curated record